Cynocephalus volans (Philippine flying lemur) is the source of this 1038-nucleotide messenger RNA. RefSeq names its product transmembrane protein 59 like (gene TMEM59L). The transcript is spliced from 8 exons. Lineage: Eukaryota; Metazoa; Chordata; Mammalia; Dermoptera; Cynocephalidae. The coding region runs from base 1 to 1038 and encodes 345 amino acids. The record is from RefSeq and is a predicted model, not a curated record.
AUGGCUGCGAUCGCGCCGAUGCCUCUGCUGCCGCUGCUGCUGCUACUGGCAUCGCAGCCUGCCGCCUCCGCGCCGCCCGCCCGCGACCCGUUCGCCCCGCAGCUUGGGGACACGCAGAACUGCCAGCUGCGAUGCCGCGAGCGCGACCCCGGCCCAAAGCCCUCGCAGCCUGGGCUUGAGGGCUCCUCCGAGUCCCCAUAUGACAGAGCCGUUCUGAUCAGCGCUUGUGAGCGUGGCUGCCGCCUCUUCUCCAUCUGCCGAUUUGUGGCCAGGAGCUCAAAGCCCAAUGCCACCCAGACUGAGUGUGAAGCAGCCUGUGUGGAAGCCUACAUGAAGGAGACGGAACAGCAGGCCUGCAGUGAGGGCUGCUGGAGCCAGCCCCUGGAGCCGGAGCCUGAGUCCCAGCUGGAGCAGAAGAGAAAGGUCCUGGAAUCUCCAAGCGGGGCCCUCUCCCUCCUGGACUUGUUUUCCACCCUCUGCAAUGACCUUGUCAACUCAGCCCAGGGCUUCAUCUCCUCCACCUGGACAUACUACUUGCAGACUGACAACGGGAAGGUGGUGGUGUUCCAGACCCAGCCCGUAGUAGAGAGCCUUGGGUUCCAGGGAGGCCAUCUGCAGCGAGUGGAGGUGACCUGGCGGGGAUCCCAUCCUGAGGCCUUGGAGGUGCAUGUGGACCCUGUAGGCCCCUUGGACAAGGUGAGGAAGGCCCGGAUCCGAGUCAAGACCAGCAGCAAGGCCAAGGUGGAGUCUGAAGAGCCGCAGGACAAUGACUUCCUCAGUUGCAUGUCCCGGCGCUCGGGACUGCCUCGCUGGAUCCUGGCCUGCUGCCUCUUCCUGUCUGUGCUGGUGAUGCUGUGGCUGAGCUGCUCCACCCUGGUUACCGCGCCAGGCCAGCAUCUCAAGCUCCAGCCUCUGACCCUGGAGCAGCACAAGGGCUUCAUGAUAGAGCCAGACUGGCCCCUGUAUCCUCCCCCAUCACACACCUAUGAGGACAGCCUCCCACCCUACAAGCUGAAGCUGGACCUGACCAAGCUGUAG